AUGUUAACUAAUGAACCUGAGCCUCAAGCUUUCACUGGAAUGAUGAAGAAUGGAAAGGCCAGUGUCUCUUUUGAGUGGUGGUUGGAGAACGUUGCUACCUAUCAUACUACAAAUGAUAAGAAUUUGCUCAUUAAGGUCAUAGAAGUGAAAGACACAGUGGAAAAUUGCAGUGGUGAUGAGACAGAUGUGACUCAUGUUGGAACUGCAAAUUUCGUGCUUUCUUCAAAAAGUGCAGAAGACAGUGCUGCAAAUAGAUUUUUGGAUCUAUCUUCAAAUGCGGUGAUAGAAUCCAGAGAUGCAGAAUUCUUUGAGAAUAAAUUUAUCAAAGAUCAUGGCUUGAGUGUUUCCGGAUCUACAGAUAUGAUUUAUGAAUCUCCUAUAGAAUCUGAAGCAAGCCCUUCUGACACUUACCCCACACAACUGGCUGUUGAAUCAGUUCCAGUUAGACUAGUCAAUUUGCCGAAAGGGGCUAAGGCUAUAGGUUGUAAGUUGGUAGUGAAGAAGAAACUGAAUAGUGAUGGAUCGUUAGCCAGAUACAAAGCACAUUUUGUAGCUAAAGGCUAUAGACAACAAAGUGAAGUAGACUAUUUUGGUGUCGACUCACCUGUGUGUUAUCUAUCAACUAUAAGAAUUCUUCUUGCUUUGACAUCUAUUGAACACUAUGUAGUGUAUGAAAUGGAUGUAAAGACAACUAGUGGAUGA
Messenger RNA from Gastrolobium bilobum, 702 nucleotides. RefSeq lists its product as uncharacterized. Bases 1 to 702 code for a protein of 233 amino acids. The record is from RefSeq and is a predicted model, not a curated record. The transcript is spliced from 3 exons. Lineage: Eukaryota; Viridiplantae; Streptophyta; Magnoliopsida; Fabales; Fabaceae.